GUCCGUGCUGCAAGCUCUUGCUUCGCAGCAAAUGGGAACAGCCCAACUGCAAACUUUGAUGCAUGUUGCUCCGGCCAGUCUAGCGGCACGGAACAUAUUGGCAACACCAAGUAUGUGUUUAAGUGCGAUACCUCUGGGAACAAAAACUCCAGAGGGCCGUUAGGCGCUAAAAGUGCCCUGGCAUGUGCCCAAUUCUGCAACAAUGAUCCUUCGUGUGUAUCGAGCACUUGGCUGAGCGAACAGGGCCACUGUUAUUGGAGUGACAAGGUUGGGACCGGCCGAAGUGACCGUGAUACCCAGAAAUACAUGUGGCUCGUCAAAAGCGGCACGGAUGACAACGUACCAGACCCAGGGCCAGAACCGGAUUGCCAGCAGAAAGUCGCCGUUGCGGUUCAGAAAGAGAAACAGACAUGUGCAAGGAGUCUUAGCGAACUGAAGGGGAAGCAUUCCGCCGCCAUUAGAUCCUGUGAGAAGAGGAAUCAGGAACUUGAGGACCAGCUACGCGAGGGCAUGACCCAACCGAAAAGAGAGUGGAAGCUGUUGUCAGGAAAUCUUAAACAUGACGACGAGGCUAGGUCUGUGGCUUUCUCACCAGAUGGAAAGAUUCUGGCAUCCGGGAGUAGUGACGGACAGGUGAACUUUUGGGACAUGGAGAACUCUGGUUCCCUCCACCAAUGGAACGAUGAUGGCGCGGAGAUCUCCAGCGUUGUGUUUUCUCCGGAUGGGAAGCAGCUCCUGGCUGCUGACGCAUUGGAGGGUAACGUGUUUCUGUUCGAUGUCCAAACAGGGAGAAAAGUUGAGGAGUUUACCGGUCACACCGAGGAUGUCAACAGCGUUGCGUUUUCUCCCGACGGCCUAAGAUUUGCCUCGGGGUCUACAGACAAUACUGUCCGACUCUGGGACCUUUCAACAAAGGCCUCGCAUGAACUGACAGGGCAUACCGAUAAUGUUCUGUCAGUGGCAUUCUCGUCUGAUGGCAAAUACCUUGCUUCCGGGUCCAAAGACCGGACAAUCCGAAUCUGGGACGGAAAGACUGGAGCGUUUGUCCGCAGUAUAACGGGUCACAGCGGCCAAGUGCGAGCAGUUGCGUUCCCCCGGUACGGCUUUUCCAACCUUCUGGCCUCUGGGUCUAAUGACAAGCUGGUGAAAUUGUGGAAUGUUGAUACAGGAAGCCUCGAACGAGACAUCCCUCACCCAGACACGGUAGUUGGCCUUUCAUUUUCUCCAGAUAACAGACAGCUUGCGUCGACAUCUUACGACAAGCAUAUUCGGCUCCUGUCGCUUAAUCAAGGUGAUGAUAUCGACUUUUACCACGGUGCUAUUAAUAGCAAUGCCGUUGCAUUUUCACCUAAAGGAACUAACUAUGUCGCGUCUGCCUUUGUCGAUGGUUCGAUAAAGGUGUGGACGAGCGCUUGAAAACGAACCAAAGCAUGGAGGGGUUAAGGUCAAGGAAGGAGAAACAGAUAGCGCUGUCUAUGUUACUUAGAAUAGUUCCAAAUGGGUAUACAUGAUGAAAUUCCUUCAAUAGGUCUAUCAUGAUCCUCGAUAUUGGACUCAAGACAAUCCAGAUAUUGCGUCGACCUCAUGCCCGAGACCAAGAGUAUUUAAAUGUGAAUCGCACCUAUGGUGUUUGUGUCACCAUGUUCUGUC
Messenger RNA from Aspergillus caelatus, 1650 nucleotides. Its product is annotated as WD40 repeat domain-containing protein. The transcript has a single exon. Gene Ontology annotation, molecular function: dynein complex binding; microtubule plus-end binding. NCBI's taxonomy places the organism in Eukaryota, Fungi, Ascomycota, Eurotiomycetes, Eurotiales, Aspergillaceae. Bases 307 to 1416 code for a protein of 369 amino acids. Gene Ontology annotation, biological process: establishment of mitotic spindle orientation; nuclear migration; vesicle transport along microtubule. Gene Ontology annotation, cellular component: cytoplasmic microtubule; nuclear envelope; microtubule associated complex. The record is from RefSeq and is a predicted model, not a curated record.